AUGAGUAAGUGUGUUAAUUGCUAAUAAAGAUCUGGUGAAUAUAUUUGUAUCCAGCCAGAAUGUGUUAAAAUUCAAGGUAAUUAAAUGCUUUGUUUCUAAUGCUAUUGUUAAUCACAUUCAAAACAUACACCCAAAAAUUUUUCAGAAGUUUACUCAUUAGCAACAGAUAAUUCUAAAAAGUAAAUCCAAUCCUUGGAAUAAAUGAUAGAAAAAAAUACUAAAGAAUUAAUCUAACUUGAAUAGUUUCUAGAUAAUUAGAAUCAAACAUACAUAGCCUGGAAUGAUUAACAGAAAAAAUCAAUAAAAGAAUGUAUAGAAUAACAAAAUAAUAAACUCUAAUCAAAAAUCAAAGAGGCAAAAUAGAUAUUAUAAUAAUAAAAUCUUGAUUCAAUUUUGAAUUAUUGCUUGAUUAAUGCGAAUUAAUAGGAAGUAGACUAUUAAAAAGCACAAGAAUAAUCUAAUAUUGAAAGAUAAUUCCAAAUUAAUGAAAUCACAGCAAGAAUUAAUUUUAUAAAAGACUUAAAAUUUUCCUUAUCUGAUUUAUCAAAUAUAUUUGUUAAUACGCCUUUACCAAGUAUUCCUAAGGCUCAAGAAAAAUCAUUCGUGAAAUAUUAAUAAUGUAAUAUUCAUCAAAAACCUUAAAAGUAUCUUUGUAUGCAUAAUGAUUGUAUCUCAUAGAAAUCAACAUUUCCUUUUUAUUGCAAAAGCUGCUUUUUAAUUUAACAUAAUUAACAUAAUUACAAGAUAUAUGCUAAGAAAUAUAAGUUUAUCAAGUAAGAAUAAGAUGAAAAGACUUAAUUAAUAACUUAAGAAUAAGAAAAAAUCAAGUCAUAUAUGUAAUAAGAAUUUAAUAAAAACUGUGAGUUGAUUUAGAAACAACUAUCAGAAAAAAUGAAGAAAUAUGAUUAAAUUAAAAGUAAUAUGUUAAAAAUAAAGGAAUAAUCAUUAGAAAAUUUAAAUAAAUUAAUUAACUUUAAGUUCAUUUAAAAUAAUAUUAAUGCAAGUUUACUUAGUAAAAACAUCUAAGAAAUUAAGUAAGGAUAUUCUAUAGAAUAUAAACGCUUUUGUUAAAAAAUGUCUAUUGACCUUUAAAGUGAAUCAAGAGAAAUAUUUGCUUUCACUGCAAAAUUAGAUUAGAAAUAUGAAAAAGAAUAAAAUGAAAUCAGUCUUUUUCAUUAAGAACUCAAAUCUAAAAAAGAAGAAAUUGAUUAAUAGAAAAAUGAACUUAAGUUAAAAAGUGAAGAAAUUGUUAAAUUGAAAAACUAACUUAAAUCUAAAAAUGAAGAGGUUUAUAGAUUGGAAAACUAACUUAGAUCUAAAAAUGAAGAAAUUAAUAAAUUGGAAAAUUAACUUAACUUAAAUAAAUAAAUUAAUUCCGAUUACUAUAAUUGUUUUGAAUAAUUAUAAUACUUACCAAAUUCCCAAAUAUAUAUUCAAAAAUUGAUUGAUGAAUUAGCCAAAAAUAUAAAAGAAAAGAUAAAUAGUUGGAUUGUUAUAAGUAUGGUGGAUAGAUAGUUUUUAAGAUAAUUUGAGAAUAAUUUUAAAGAUAUCAAAACUUAAAUUACUGCAGCUUAACGCAAUAUCGAAAAUAUAGUUAAUAAAUUUCAGUAAAUUUCCAAUAGCUAAGCAAAAUACCUACCAAAUAAUUAUGUAAUUCAAUAAUACAAUUUAUAUAAUAAUACAGUUAAUCCAUAUUAGGUAUAUGCAGUUGAUUAAAUGAAAAAAAAUUAAAUUUCAUAUAAAUCACCGAGUUACUAUCAAAUUUCUUAUUCAGGAAACCCAGAUGGAAAAUGA
Messenger RNA from Paramecium pentaurelia, 1794 nucleotides. The record is from the annotation of a GenBank genome assembly. NCBI's taxonomy places the organism in Eukaryota, Ciliophora, Oligohymenophorea, Peniculida, Parameciidae.